This is a messenger RNA of Acaulospora morrowiae, 586 nucleotides long. The record is from the annotation of a GenBank genome assembly. Lineage: Eukaryota; Fungi; Glomeromycota; Glomeromycetes; Diversisporales; Acaulosporaceae.
AAGGCGCAGAGAGAGGGUUUAAAACAUGGGAGUAUUUACGAACUCUUAGCUUUAUCAUCAAUCAUAGUGCUCUGUUCGCCAUGUCCGUACCCCAUGUUCACAAACCAAGAAUGGAAAGAGAUAAUGAAGACUAAUCCUUAUACUAUAAACGAACCACCACUUCCACCAGAGAUUUCAUCUUCUCUUCGUGACAUCGCUAGUAGACGCUUUAUUAACGGUGACGUUUUCAUGGAUUGUGGAGAAUCGGAGUUGAAUAGAAUGGUCGCGCUCAUGUUUAAUAACCUAUAUUAUGGUAUUCCAGAGGUUGCUCCAUCAAAGUUAUCCGAGGAAGAGCACUGUGAAAUGUACAUUUAUCCAAUUGCUCGUUCGUUUCGUAGAUCCGAAAAAGAAUAUGAACUUAGAUUAAAUCGUGCCACUGCAGGAUCAAAAACAAGAGCCGACCUUUCAUGUGUAGUGAAUGAUGUAUCAAUCUUAAAUUCGGAGUUUAAGCCACUGGGUUGCACACCACUACAAGAGAAGAAGGAUAGAUUGAAGGCUCAUUUAAAAGCUCGAAAAUCAAUUAAUCAACAAUUGGAAAGAAAGGGGG